Messenger RNA from Closterium sp. NIES-65, 6072 nucleotides. The record is from the annotation of a GenBank genome assembly. NCBI's taxonomy places the organism in Eukaryota, Viridiplantae, Streptophyta, Zygnematophyceae, Desmidiales, Closteriaceae.
AUGCAUCACCAACCGCGCUCCGGAACCGGUGGCGAGCGCCGCGGUAGCAGUUCUGGUAGAGUUUCGAGCCGCGUUCAUCACUCGAAACCCGACGGCGCGGGGAAAACCCGUGGUUGCGGUAGCUGUAUAGGUGCUUCCGCGCGGGAGGGCGCGCUUGGGGAGUUAGAAGACGAGCACGGGGAGGGGAGCUUCUCCGCCGGCGGGAAAAUGACGCCGCCGUUGUCACCCCCCGCCUGUUCCGCCUUCUGCCGUGGCGCGGCGGUAAAUGGCGCGCCGAGGUCGCGGUGGCCGACGUGGGGCUGGGCGGCAGAGAGCGGCGCCGGCGCGAAAGCCGGCGGGAAAUCCUCGGGGCGAGAAGCGGGCAGAGCGCGCGUGGUGUGGCUAUGGCUGCUCCUCGGCCUCGCGCUCACGGUCGGCGUGUUCGUAAUCUCGGGCGUCAACAGCUUCCACGCGCGCUCCGUCUCGCUGCAGCGCAUCUGCUUGCAACACGCGACUUAUUUUGAGAAUCAGUUCAACACCACCAGCAGCAGCGCCGCGACGAUCACGGAUCUAAUAAGGACGUAUUACCUCGCGGACGAUUCGCACCAGAGCCUGUUCGAUCUGGCGACGUACCAGUCGUUUACGAGCUCGACUCCCUACGCGCGCCCGCUCGCCGCGGUGAUUCUGUACGCGCAUAGAGUGAACGCGACAAUGCGGCGGGAGUUUGAGGCGAAUCUGUCGCAGCAUAGGCUGAGCGACUGCGUAUUCGCGCCCGCUGCGGCGGCAUCCGCGCAAGCCAAGGCGUGCUUGCCGUAUGACGAUCCCGCGACGUCGCAGGGGCAGGCGCAGGGGCAGGCGCAGGGGCAGGGGCGCGGGAGUGAGUACGGAGUGGUGAUUCUGUUUUCGAGUAACCCGGCGCUUCAGCUAGCGGAUACCGUCGUGUUGUCGCCCGGCAUGGACAUCGUCUCCUUCCCCCCAUUCGCCUCGGCUCUCGACCGCACCCUCCGCAAGGGCGUCAUGGGGGCUAUUUCCGAGCCCUUCCUUCCCUACGGAUCCUCCCCCUCCGCCUCCCCCUCUGCUUCCCCCUCCGCUUCCCCCUCCGCCUCUGGAGCAGCGCGCCCCAGCACCACCCUAGCUACGAUAGCCCAGGCCUUCCCAGUGUUUGACCCCGAUUUCAACAUCUCUCUCCUCAAAAACCCCACGGACCUCUCCUCCUCGCUCCAUUUCUCCGCUGCUACCUCGUCCCCCUCCCCCUUCCCCCCUUCCCCUGCUUCCCCCGCUUCGUCCUCUUCCUCACCCGCUUCCUCCUCCCCCUCGUCCUCCGCCUUCCCCUCCCCCAGUUCCCCCCCCGGCUCCCCCCGCGGCUUCCCCCCUAGUUCCUUCCCUGGUGCCCCCCCGUCCUCUCCGCCCCCGGGUUCCUCCGCCUCGCGCUUCGCCCUGACGCCAUCCCCAAGCGACCCAUCCUGGUUCAGCCAUUACAUCCGCGGGUGGGUCAUAGUGGCGUAUAACUUCACCAUUCUCUCCGACGGGCCGCUCCCCACCGCUUCCCCCAUCUACACCGUGCUAUACAAGCGCACGCCCAAGUUCCCGCCUGCUGCUGCUGCCUCCCCCGCUUCCCCCGCCUCCCCCGCCUCCCCCACCUCCUCCACCUCUUCCGGAGCGUCGAACCAUUCUUCUUCCACUUCCUCCCCAUCCCCGCCACCCACCGCCGCUGCUCCCACCUCCGCCGCUGCCCCCUCUUCCCCUCCCCCUCCGCCGCCGCUGCUGCCCGUGGCGGACGACCCCCCCUCGCCCGCCAUGAGCGGUGGCCCGCUGUCGUUUGACUACGAGGCGCUGCAUGCGUCCGCGGGGCUGGACCCAGUCGUUCCAGCUGCACUGCCGGUGAGUGGGGGGGCGGAAGGUGGGGGGGAAGGGGGGUGGAGGGAGGAAGAGGAGGGGAAUAGGCAGGGAAAACGGAGCGGGAGAAGGGGCGGCUUGUGCGGGCGUGAGUGGGGAGAGGGAGGAACAUUAGCGACUGGUUUGAGUGUGGGGCGGGGGGGGGGGAGGCGCUGCACGCGUCCGUCCGCGGGGCUGGACGUGGCGGGGAUGGACGCUGUGCGCGACUUCCCCCUCGCGCUCCCCAUCUACCUCAGGGAUCCGAGCCAGUCGUUUCAGCUGCACUGCCGCUACAUUAACACAACAUACAUCCCGGUCUCCCCGGUGCUAUGGGCCCUUCCAGUCCUCCUAUUGGUGCUGCUGAUAGCGGUGGUGCUGUGGGCGAUCGUGCGCGGAGUGGAGCGCAUGGAGGGCGACUACCACCGCAUGCUGCGACUCAAAGACCACAUGGCCGCCGCGCUCGCCUCCGCGGAGGCCGCCAGUCGCGCCAAGGGCGCGUUUCUGGCCACCAUGAGCCAUGAGAUCCGCACCCCCAUGAACGGCGUGAUCGGCAUGCUGAACCUGCUUCUGCAAACGCCCCUGGAUCCAACCCAGCUGGACUAUGUGGAAACGGCGCGGGCCAGCGGGCGAGCUCUCUGCACGCUCAUAAACGACAUCCUCGACCUCUCCAAGAUCGAAGCAGACCGCCUCGAGCUCGAGGCUCUCCCGUUCGAUCUACGCGCCGAGAUCGACGAUGUUCUCGGGCUGUUUGUCGAUCGGACGGCUGAGAAGCCCCAGGUGGAGCUGGCUGCGUUUGUGGCUGAUUCGGUGCCCGGGAGGCUGGUGGGGGAUCCACUGCGGUUCAGACAGGUGCUGGUGAAUCUGAUCGGGAACGCGUUUAAGUUCACGCAGGAAGGGCAUAUACUGCUGUGUGUGAGGGUUGCGGACGCUGCGGAGGUGGUGGUGCGGGACGGGAAUAGGAACCGCAGCAGCAGCCGCGUGAUUCUCACUGAUGCUGCUGCUGGUUCUUCUGGUGCUGCUGGUGCUGCUGGUGCUGCCGGGGUUGCUGCUGCCUCUGCCCUACCUGUUGUCCCUGGGGGUGAUAUGAGAAACAGCAAUAACAUCAGUGGUGGUUGCGCUGGGAGCAACAUCAACCCACUCUCAGCGGCUCGCCUCUCCCCCCCACUACCACCACCCUCCCACACCCACGUUCCCCCCGCCGCCCCUUUCCCCCCCCAACCUACCCUCCCCCCGUCGGCCCCGUCCCCUCCCCCCCCGACCCCGCCUUCCCCGCCGCCGCUGCCGCCGCGAGCAGCAACGGAAAUGGUGUGGGUGGAAGAGGAGGGGAGGGGAGAGUAUUUGAGUCUGAGUGGGAAGCGGGUAAUGGAGAGUGUGGGGAGCUGGGGGCAGGUGCGGCACUUGUUGGAAGGAGGAGGAGGAGGAGGGGAGGAGGGCACGAGGAGGAGGGGGGGCGUGAGGGAGGGACAGACGGUGCGACUGGUGAUCAGUGUUGAGGAUACAGGCUGUGGCAUACCGGAGAGAGCAAGGCACCUCAUAUUCCGCCCGUUCACCCAGGCAGACACAAGCACCACGCGCCUGCACGGAGGAACCGGCAUCGGCCUCUCCAUCUGCCAGCGUCUGGUGAGGAUGAUGAGUGGCAGCAUGUCAUUCGUGUCCUGUGAGGGCGUCGGCACCACAUUCUUCUUCGACGUGGAGUUGCAAGCAGCCCCGCUCCUCUCCACCUCCUCCUCCACUUCCUCGUCCUCGUCCUCCUCCUCCUCCCGCCCCGAAGCUGCUGCUGCUCCUGCUGUGGCUCCUGCAGCAGCGGCCGCUGCGUGUGAGACACCACCAGCAGCAGCGUCCGCAUCAGCAGCGGCACCAGCAGCAGGAGCAGCAGCAGCAGCACCGCUCGCGUCUGCCCCAGUCCCCUCCACCUUACCCAACCCCCACCCGCUCCCGUCCCUCCCCCCCUCUCCUCUCCUCAACGCCUGUGUUCUCCUCAUUGACAACCGCCCCGUGCGCCGUGCGGUUACCGCCUCAUCACUGCGGCGCCUCAGCCUGCGCGUCUUCCUGGCAGCCUCCCUCUCAGACAUCCCUCUCGUGCUUCUCCCCUCAGGACCAGACGAAACCUUUGCUCCUCCUCUCCACCUCAUCUCGCCUUGCUCUGACUCUGAGUCUCAUCCGGAGAGGGAAGGUGGGGCGGUGGCUAAGAGGAGAGCGGGUGGGGCAGUCGGGCGGGGAGGAGCAGGAGGGGGAGUGGCAGGACAGACGGGAGGUACGGGAGGGGCGGGAGGGGGUAACCAUGCGGUGAGCUUCGGUGCAAAGGGUUCCAUAGGUAGGGCGAACUGCAGCAGUGCGAGGGGUGGCUUUUGGGAGAGGACUGGGAGAGGGGGAGGCGGAGAGAGGGAGACGAGAGGAACAAGUGGGAUGUGGGGGCCUACCUGUGAAGAUUCAUUUCCUGUUGGUGCUGCUGCUGCUGCUGGUGAUGCUGCUGCUGCUGCUGGUGAUGCUGCUGCUGCUGCUGGUGAUGCUGCGGCUGGGCCUGGGGGUGUUGUGGAUGGGGCGUUAGGUGGGGCAGGAGGGUCUCUACACAGAAAAAGUCGGUCUGCUGGUCCUGCGCUUGGUUUCUCUGCUGCUGCUGCUGCUGCUGCUGCUGCGUUGCCAAGUGUGCCGGACUCUACGGAUGCUGACUACCACUCCCCUCUUCUCUCCCCCACUGCUGCUGCUAUUACUGCUGCUGCAGGUGUGGAUGCGGUUCGGUCCGCUGUAGCAGGAGAAACAGCAGGAGCAGCGGGUGUGGCAGGAUCACAGCAGACUCUGCUGUAUAACGGCUUGCAGGAGGGAUGGGAGAAUCCGGAGGCGCAGGAGCAGGAGCAGCAGGAGGAGCUGGAGGAGAAGGAGAGAGCAGUGUCGCUGGUUCUGGUAGAACAGAGUGCGCUGACCGUGCGUGGAAGGAGAUUCACUGGAAACGAGAUCCGUGCCCUCAUUGCUCGCGCCCUUGACCCUGCUGCUGCUGCUGCUGCCGCUGAAUCAGGCACAGCAGAAAGAGCAGGGGGGGCAAGGGGGGUAGGACGAGCAGGGGCAGCCGCAGGAGGGGGAGAAAGCAUCAGCCGUGCACGCAGCAGCAAGCAGGUGGUGCUGCUGCCGAGCAUAGCUGUGCUCGUGCAAGCUCCCCCCUCCGACCCCUCCACUCUCGCCGGAUUUGACGGCAUGGUGAGGAAGCCUCUCAGGCGAAGUGCCCUGCUAGCCGCCCUCCCGCCUCUUAUUGCCCUGCAUAGAGACUGUACCAGCAGCUGCAGCAGCAGCAGCAGCAGCAACAGCGGCGAGUGGAGGGCGGAAGGGAGAGGAGUGGGAGGAGUGGGAGGAGCGGGGGGGUCAGGAGGAGGGGUUGAUGCCAGGGAGGGUAGUGCUGCGGGUGGGGAGAAGAGGCGGGGGGCGCCUACGUGUCCAUCUGCUGCUGCUGCUGCUUCUGCUGCUGCUGCAGCAGAGGAUAGUCGUGUUAGUGCAAGCGCGUAUGAUUUGCUUACUGAGAGCACUCCCCUUCUGCCCUCCUCUUCCUCCUCCCAACAUUGUAAUGGAAUUCCCGCUGCUGCACCUCUGGCAACACGAGCAACAGCAGAACCAGCAGCAACAGCAGCGGCAGCAGCAGCGGCAGCAGCAGCAGCAGCAGCAGCAGCGGUGGCGGGGGCAAGCAGGGUUGCGGGAGGGAUUUCUCCUGAGCCAAACCCAGGUCAACAGAGUCAAAACGGGCAGAGACCCCAGAGGGUCCAUCGGGGCGAUAUAGGAUCAACCGGAGAGAGAGGAGUGAGGGGCGGUUGGGAGGGGUGCAGAGUGCUGGUGGUAGAUGAUAACAUGGUGAACCGUAAAGUGGUUUCCAAGGUGCUGCAGCGCUUGGGGGUGAAUGCUGUAGCUGUGGAUAGUGGUGCUGCGGCUGUGGCUGCGCUUGCGUUGCCACACUCCUUCCAAAUGGUCUUCAUGGACUUGCAGAUGCCUGGAAUGGACGGGCUGGAAGCUACUCGCAGGGUGAGACAGGCCGAGCUGCAAUACCAACGCAACCAGCAGCAGCAGGAGCAGCAACAGGCGGUGUGCACGCACGUGCCCAUCUUUGCCCUCACAGCAGACUCCAUUGGGGAGGUGCGGCAGCGCUGCGAAGCUGCCGGCAUGGAUGGGUGCCUGUCCAAGCCCAUCGAGGAGCGCGAGCUCGUCAAGGCGCUGGCCGCUGCUGUGCCAGCCAGCUAA